GUGUGAACAUGACAAGUUUCGCAUUCAACACUGCACUUUCCGUUUUCGCUUCCUUUUCCAAUUUUUUCUGACGUUUUCUGGCUGAUGUGAUAUUUCAGUACAUCGUACAAGAUGGGUACGUGGAAGCUGGAAGUGGUUAAGAUGUCUAUCUAUGUGAUGUUCCCUGUGACCAUGUUUUAUUACUUCAAUCAGACAGACCUCUUUGAAACCUAUGUCUCCAAAAAAGUUAAAGAGAUGUACCCUCCCGAGAGCAAGAUGCAUAGGCAAGAGUUGGAGGGUCUACGUCAAAGAAUGCGGAUAAAAUAUGAGGAGAAGCUGAAACAUUUAGAGACUGAAGAAAGGGAGCUGAUUGCUAGUGCUAAGAAGUCUGCAUCAAGAUAGUCCCAUGCUGUGCCUUUUGUGAUGGACUUGUUUUAUUAUUAAAUUGUGCUGGAGCGUGUCAUAUUGAAUGGACUCUCAGCGAUCGAUGAUCAGGUCAAAUUAAAUUGCAUCUUUGAAGUGAUCAGCCAUUUCUAUGGUGACACGAUCCCAGCAAUAAAGGUCAACUGCGUUAUACCGUCUCCCUGAAGCAAGCUGAAGAUUCAUGGAAAUGGACUGGGACAAUUUUCAUGUUUAUUCAUUGUUGAUUAUUGUUUUAUUUUAGAGAAAUAUCUGAAAUGAUUAUGAUGGUCAUGCAGUACCUUUGCCUCAAAAAGCUGGGCCCUUCUCAGUAUCAAAUAAAAAUACAGUCGAUCAGUCAUGACUACAAUAUUUAUAUUCUUAAAUAUGGAGUUAGCAUUGAGGGGUAUAUGUACUUGUUUGGAAAAAUCUGAGAUGCAAUAGGUUUCUUUGAGUUUUCAGCUUAGAAACACUUCGUAUUGGGAGAUGUUAUGAUGUGAGACCACAAAUCGUCUUUCUUGUAGCACCUCUUACCAGACAUCAUGAAAUCAUUAAAGGGCGAUUGAGGUUGGUGAUUGAAUGUCAUGUUAAAAUGCAUCACUGAACUUUGAUUCAAGAUGUAGUGCAAUGUAAAUGCCACUUUAGAGUAUCGGAGGCUUUGGUACAGUACCACUGUUCUGUUCUAGGAAAAAAAAGUUUGAUUGAUAAUAUUGCUGCUUCUUUUGCCAGCAAGCAUGUAAAGUGGAUACAAGGAGGACAUGACAUGUAUUAAUGUAAUCUCACAUGCAAAGUAAGUGGCUCUGUUGAAAGUAAUCUUUUGUGAGACUUUUUCCUACUUUUGUGCAUUUCAUUCAUAAUGAACUGUACAUACAUGCAAUUGAUAUUUGUUUUAAAGAUUAUUACUCAUUGUAUAUUGGAACAAAUUUUGGUUACAUUAUUAAUAAACCAACUUGAAAUAACCCUACA
Messenger RNA from Strongylocentrotus purpuratus (purple sea urchin), 1344 nucleotides. Its product is annotated as protein PET100 homolog, mitochondrial-like. Gene Ontology annotation, biological process: mitochondrial respiratory chain complex IV assembly. Lineage: Eukaryota; Metazoa; Echinodermata; Echinoidea; Camarodonta; Strongylocentrotidae. Bases 112 to 381 code for a protein of 89 amino acids. The transcript has 4 exons. The record is from RefSeq and is a predicted model, not a curated record. Gene Ontology annotation, cellular component: mitochondrion; mitochondrial inner membrane.